Messenger RNA from Pomacea canaliculata, 4634 nucleotides. Its product is annotated as gamma-aminobutyric acid type B receptor subunit 1-like. Bases 2827 to 4308 code for a protein of 493 amino acids. Gene Ontology annotation, cellular component: G protein-coupled receptor heterodimeric complex; membrane. Gene Ontology annotation, biological process: G protein-coupled receptor signaling pathway; gamma-aminobutyric acid signaling pathway. The record is from RefSeq and is a predicted model, not a curated record. Gene Ontology annotation, molecular function: G protein-coupled GABA receptor activity. Lineage: Eukaryota; Metazoa; Mollusca; Gastropoda; Architaenioglossa; Ampullariidae. The transcript has 13 exons.
UUCACCGAUAGUUCAUUCUUUGACUUCCACCUUCUUAUUGAUUUGUAUUUUUUUUUUUAUAUCGUCCUUAAAAUUAUACCGAUUAACAAUUUUGCAACCUAGAUCCUUCAAGAAAAUUUCAGUUCUUCAAUUCUGUUUUGGCCGAGCUAAGAGCAGGUAACAACAGCCAAUGCACGAGUGAUCUGAGCCUGCGCGUGACAGACACAAGAGACGUCCAACAAUACCCGAUUCUGAUUCGCUUCCUCUAUUGUGAUUAGGGUUCUUUUUCCCCCUCAUGCUUUGGAUGAGGCAGUAGUCUUGUAAAUUUCUGAGAAUAUUGUGAAGCCACAGAAAUCGGUCAGAGAAGGCGCACACAUGACAGCAGUCACAGCAGUCGGCCAUUGAAGUCUUUUAUUACAAGUCGCGUGCAAAGAAUGGAGGACGGCUAUGCAUCAGUAAUUUGUCCUAGAAUAAUUAUCUUGUACAUGCACUCCAUCAUCCUGUCACCAGCUUGCCCAUCAUUUGUAAAAGUCUAGCGGAGUACAAGUAUGUUUUGUGGGUAAACCGUAGUGCUAGACACCAUUACCCCAAUUUUAGGUGAAUAGCCCUCACCGUUCUCGAGAUACUUGCCUACGAACAUCAAUUAUACAGGAAGAGGUCACCAGCACCGACGUCAGGAUUGUACCUGGAUGUGUUGACCUUGUCAAAGUCUCAGCCAAUGGGAGAGCUUUGACCAUAUGCUAAUUAGUCACAUCCAUGUACAAAAGUCUUUUGUACCGAGCUUUACCCAAUCAUUAGGAGAAAACUUGUGGAUCUCACUAGACCUUUAACGUGGACAACACAUGAAGUCCAAAUGUCAGAAGCUCACGCCAGAGGCUUACCGUGGGAUGAAGAUCCGAAAAGGAUUUGUGUACAUUCGUGUGUGUGUGUCGGGAUGGGUGGGUACAGUUGCCUGCAUGUGUUUGUAGAGAGAUGGGGGGAGACUAUCAGUAACUGGGUGAUCUAAUUCACUGCCCACUGCCCUCGGACCUCUUUGUGGGAAGAGAGAGAGAGACUGCGUCAGCCCCGCAAGCACCAGUCUAGUUAGGCUAGAGACAAGAAGAGAGAUUGGAGCGGGAUCGAUGUGUGGGAACAGGCGUCCAUUGGAGGAGUUCUAGUAGCACUGUCAACUUAGUCUUGUCUGCCGAGUUGUCGGACCCCGCUGCUUCGCUUUCUGCUCCAGUCGCUCUGCUAAACGGACGCUGCAUCCGCUGGGAGUUCACGAUGGCUCUGCUGGAGCUAGUAGCCAGGCCCACCACAAAGUGAUGCAGCAGUUUUUACACUGGGCACACACAGGAAACAGAUGGCACCAGGAGAUUCUGCAACAGCAGCCACAACAACAACAACAACAACAACAACAAAUCAACCAGCCUUUUAAAGACGUGCACACAGGGACCGAGGGGGUCGAGAAUAUGGAAAUCAGCAGAAAGGUCAGCACACGCCAAACGGCUCUCGAGACAGGAAAGUACAUCAGGGGAGAGAGAGAGAAGGUAGAAAGAUGAGCAGAGGCUUGACAUGUUGCGUGGGAAACGUGUAAAGUUACAAGUCUUCGGAACGAUCUAAAUGACCAGGACACGAGCAAUAAAGUUUGCGAGGAAAAAAGAGAAGAAAAGAGAAAUUUGCAUUAAGGAGGAACUGGGGAUUUCAACAGACGCCGCCGGAUUCCGCAUACUCUCUUCUGUGGAAAAAGUGAGACAAGAAUCAAUAACAAACCUGAAUGGUUAAAUAAUAAUUAUCUCCAACAACGUGUGUAUCUUUCCAAGAGCUCUUUUAUGUAAACCUUCACAACAACAUAAUUACUAAAAUACAUAUCAUACACACACGUCAAUAGAUAGCGAAAAAGAAAAACAAUAGAAAGCAAAAAAAGAUAGACAGAAAAGAGAACUUCUGUCAAAGAAUGACAUCUUCAAACAGCAAAAUCAGAUCAACCGUUGAAUUAAAAAAAAACAAACAAACAGGAAAGUAACAACUAAUUAUUGAAUAUAUCGAUUUUCCCAGGGAUCUCUGAUAGAUUAACAGAAACUUUUGGGAAGAUUGUAAAUCGCUGUGCUUCGCUAUGUACUUAUCCUCGGGGACGUAAUUUUUAUCUUUAACGAGCAAAAUGUAGACACGAAAUGGAAGCGGAUUUGACAGUCUCGACCAGCAUAAAGAGUAAGAUCAUAAUAUCCACGCUCACAAUUGGUCUGAGAUGACAAAACACAAUUUGCAAUUACUAUGAGGCUAUUCUACUCCAAAACAAUGCUAAAACAAAGUUUACGAAUACUAUGAAGCUACUUUGUUUCUGGAAUAAGUUCAGCGACUCAAAGAGACGAUGGAACCGGAAGUACGUAGGCUUUUUAUUCCUAUUGUCGUCAUUUUCGUCACAUUUUUGCUCCCUACGUCCGGGAGGAAGUGGCAAGCAACGGGUACACCGGGUUUGUUUCCGGGUACGUCAUUAACAAGAAGUAACGGGUCCAAGGACACCAAGGAGCUUCAGUUCGACACGUCGACUAUUACUGGCGAGGAGAGUAUCGGAAGCAAGGAGAUGGCGACAAGACGCCAAGGUUUGAGCCCGCCAAGACGAGCACUUCCAGAGUUUUUGAAAAUGAGGCUGCAACGCUCGAUGCCUGAUGACCAGAAACUGGAAGAGGAGGAUCAGGAAUCAACUCAUCCUGGAGGUUCUGGUUCGUGGAUUACCUGGAUACAGGCAGCGAAGACGCCGACAAAGCAUCGCACGGCACAAGGGGAGAUAACGUCGUGCUUGCCUGGGCCACGGGUGCGUCAGCUGGUGAUGUCAGCAACCCCGAAUCCACGAGCGUUGAGGAGUUCAUGAUGGCGGUGCCAACGAUAUCCUCUAGUGAAGUUCCAGACUUCUGCUGUUGGGAGGACGGAUGGGCCACGCGAGACACAACAGAAUACGAGUCGUCGUCAAGGGAGGUAAUCGCCGAUGACGAAGGAGCUAGAACAGACGAAAUGGAUAGCUACCUCGGCGACGUGGUGCGAAAGUCCGGCGACGAAGAGGAAGAGGAAGGGGUGUUGUACAUUGGAGGCAUCUUUGAGCUGACCAACAAUCCGCACUCAGCUAGCCCGCGAUCCGAGCUGGACGCUGCCUUGCUGGCCAUCCGUCACGUCAAUGAACAACGUAUUGUACCCGGCUACCGCUUGCACCUGGUAUACAACGACUCCAAGUGUGAUGCAGGGGUGGGCACGGACGUGUUCUACGACAUGAUCUACCGCAUGCCGCCAGGACGUCGCAUCACCAUGGUGAUGGGCAGCUCGUGCACGGAGGUGUCCAAGACGCUGGCGGAAAUAGCACCUUACUGGAACCUCGUUCUGAUCUCGUAUGGCGAGACGUCGCCGGCGUUGGGAGACCGCGAGAAGUACAAGACCUUCUUUCGUCUGGCACUGGCAGAUUCGGCACUGGUGCCGGCCCGCAGGAUGUUCAUCAGGAACUUUGGAUGGAAAACGGUUGCUGUUCUGUAUGAAGACAAUGAGAUGUUUUCUCUGGCUAUGAAUGACAUCGGUGAAGAUCUCGGCAUUCACAACAUUUCUGUGGCAGCUUCUCUAUCCUUCAAAGACGCUACCGUAGAAAUAAAGGAAAAACUCCAGGAAAUCAAGGAAAUGGACUUAAGAGUCAUCAUCGCCGCUUUCGCAGAGUCCACAGCGAGGCAAGUGUUCUGUGAGGCUUACCAUGAGAAGCUGACCGGACCUCGCUACGUCUGGCUCCUUGUUGGAAGCUUCAGCUACCCCUGGUGGCUGGAUGCCCAGGGCACGCGCUGCACGGCCGAGCAGCUGACAAAGGCCCUCGAUGGCUGCUUUGCUGUCGGAUCCCUCAACACUCUCCUGGGCGGAGAAACCUCCGUUGCCAAUCUCACCAGUGCGGAGUUCAAGCAAGCUUACAUCGACAACAACGGUAGCAAUCCCAUGAGCUUCUUUGCGGCGACGACGUACGAUACCGUCUGGACCAUUGCUCUGACUCUCAGAGCCGUCGUCACACAGAGACGUCAGUCCAGCCAGCCGCUGACCCCGCUGACCCCGCUGCAUGAGAUGAACUACAGCGAUCUGGAGGAGAUCCGCGACAUGUAUCUCAACAUCAUCGAGAACAUGCACUUUCUCGGUGUGUCGGGACCAGUCUCAUUCAAAGGGUCUGACCGGGAAGGAAUUUCUGUGAUCUAUCAGCUGCAAGAUGGCAACUCCAGCCGUGUGGCCAUCCACUAUCCUGGAAGCACUGAGCUAGACUUCAGCUGUGAUGAAUGCUACCAAAUUGUUUGGCAAGGAGGAAGAAUCCCCGCGACGGAAAGACAGAAGUGACCAGGCAAAGAACCAUCGAGUCCGCCAUUUUCUACAGCAGCGCCGCCUGCUGUGGUGCGGGCAUCGUCCUGGCCCUGGUGUUUCUCCAGUACAAUCUGUAUCACCGGAAACUCAAAUUCAUAAAGCUAUCGAGCCCCACGCUCAACAAUGUCGCGGUCAUCGGCUGCAUCCUUGUCUACGCCACAGUUGUACUUAUGGGCCUUGAUGACCGGAUAAUGCCACCAGAUGUCUUUAGCGUCGUCUGCACGGUCCGGGUGUUUCUUCUGGCCGCUGGCUUCUCCUUAGCAUUCGGCGCCAUGUUUGCCAAGACCUUUCGUGUUCACCAG